Salvia splendens (bonfire salvia) is the source of this 1159-nucleotide messenger RNA. RefSeq lists its product as uncharacterized. Bases 200 to 847 code for a protein of 215 amino acids. NCBI's taxonomy places the organism in Eukaryota, Viridiplantae, Streptophyta, Magnoliopsida, Lamiales, Lamiaceae. The record is from RefSeq and is a predicted model, not a curated record. The transcript is spliced from 3 exons.
AUGGCAGGGUCCUCUCUCCACGCGUCCAACACUCAUCUCUUCCUGUCACCUUCAUCGACUCCACUUCUCUCUCUUCUCUGUACCUCGCUCAUUCCCUCCCUCACUCAAUCAACGCUAAUCGCCUAAUCGACUCACGCCACCGAUCAAUUCACCAUUACUGCUCACCACAUCACCUCCCAAAAAUUAUUCUCACUCAGCAAUGGCGGACGAUACUGCUCCCAAACAGCCCAACGGCGACGAAUAUUCUGACCACCCGCAGGACCUCACCCUCCUCAACCGCCUCAUUGCUGCGAUUUUCUUCCCCAGCCCUAAUUCCUCCCCCCCUCUGCUCCACAGGAUCAAAACCGCCCUCGCCGAGAAUGUUCCCCUUCUUCGCGACGCUUCUAAGAACACUGCUGCUCGCGUUCUGCAGUGGACUCGCCGUGGAAGCCCUCUCCGCGCGUUGCUCGUUGUAUCCGUAGGGACAAUUGUUUUCCUAACAUUGGCGGGAUUGUUAGUUUUCAUGCUAUUCUUUGUUGCUGCAACCGUCAAUGCUGUUGUCAUUUCUCUUGUGAUGUCAUUAGCAGCAGCAGGAGGAUUCUUGGCUAUUUUCUUUGCCUGUGUUGCAGCCAUUUAUAUUGGAGCAUUAUCCGUAGCUAUAUUUGUCAUCUCUGCAGCAACAAUUUCUUGUAUCAUUGCUGUUCUUAUUGCCGCAGGUUGGAUUGGAUUCUUUUGUACAUUGUGGAUUGCAGCGCAGAAAAGCAUAGGCCUGGCCAAACAUUCCAUUUCCGUCACAGGGUCGGCAGUUUCAGCCUACUCAUCCGCUUGGCACGACAAACGUGGCCAGGUCUCAAUGAAAUCGGACUGAGGCCUCAUGGAUCAUGAUGUGCGUGUAUAUCCAAAUGCUGUGAGUUUUAUUCUAUCCACCUCCACGUUGCGCUGCUCUAUUAUGUAAGUAUCAAUAAGGAUGACGGGUUGUCUUGUGUAUAGCGUGCUAGCAUCUAAGGAAACUUGGUAGAUUGCCGUACAUAGCUUCUUUAUACGUCUUAUCUUUUUAAAAGCUUAGUACUAUUUCUCUUUUGAGGUAUUUCAUAUUCCCUUUUAGAGGAUUUGCAGUUUGUACCAUAUUAUGAUCAAACUCACGCUCCCAUUAGAGAUAUGAAAUGGAAUUUUGUGGAUA